GUUUGGCACUGAAAUGUAUGAGAAGCGCUAUGUCCUACAUAGAAGCUGGCUUCAAAAACUGGUUUGGCUUCACAAAAGAUAUUUCUACUAUACAACAAUACUUAGCUUUCAUUAGUUGUUUCGGCAGCUGUGAAUCUACCAAAAGUGAGAUGAAAGAAAGCAUUUUGAAAUUGGUGAUUGAUUCUUAUAAUGUGCUUAGUGAUAGCAAAUCAUCUAAUACAACUUUAAAAUACUUUUCGCUGAUGCUUGUAAGCUGGGUAGCUGAAUAUAAUUGUUCCCAAUACAAGGAAUGCAGUUCAGUGUCAUCGAAUGGAAUAAUAGCUAAAAAUCAUAAAUCGUUUGUUGAGAAUAUGGUGAAGGAACAACGAAUCAAUACAGUUUUUCAAGGGGAAGAAUCAAAACCUUGCUACGAUUCGAAGAUGUUGUCCAGCUGUGUACUAGCUGGAUGGAAAUUACUGCACAGCUAUUUAGAAGCAUUCGACUCGUCAGUAACUCAAAUCAAGUCCCUCAUUCAAAUAGAUCAGCUCAUUGAUGUAGGACUUGAAGCAACUCAGAUCGGAGGUAAAGAUGUUCUAGCUGAAGUAAACAGAGUAUUUGGAGUUCUCCUACCAGAGUACAUCAAUGAGUUGGAGACGGAAACUCUUUCCAAAUUCAUAUGUACCACUUGGAAAGCAUGCUUCGAGCUUAGAAAAAAUGAAUUGUUCUGGAUCAUUUUCAAAUCUUGGAUUAAAAUGUUUUAUCAAAACCGGCUACUGAAAGAUGAGAAGUGCAACACAUUGCAAAUUGAGUAUGCGAAUAAUAUUCUAGAGCUCGGUGAAACCGUGGGUGGAUUGAGUAAUUGCCUUUUCAAGCACCUGAAUGAAGAGAUUGACACACCCGAGGCACUCAAUAAACUUCCAAACGAUCUUUUGGUGAAAGCUCUGGUCUUUGGUCCUGUGCACAGGAAGGAUUUGAGGAUCGAGAGCGAAGUCUGCAAUUUUAUAAAAUCCAAAGAUGGUGAUUACUCGAUCAACAUUCUUAAACCACUCACCGGUGACCGAGACGACUGUGAGGUCCGAUUGUACGUACUGAAUAUGAUUCUGAAUGUGUGUAGUGGGAAAAAUGGAGAGAUCACUUCGCCAAGAACACUGAUCUCUGUAAUGGAAAGUCUGAUAGAAGAGGAUUCUAGAAUAAGUGAGAAGAAGAAACGGUAUUAUGGAGAUUCACAUCAUCAUAGGGUCAAAAACAGGAUUGUGCAAGUGCUCCUAGUUCUAGAACAUGUUUUGUUCAAAUCCGAAUCAUCGUCUUCUUCAGAGGUGUUUUAUGAGAAACUUCUGGAUUGGCUGUCGGACAACUUAUCAAGAGAGAGUCAUCAACCCAGUAUUCGCUAUCAGCUUCAAUGGCUGUUUGUACGCUGCUUGCUCCACAAACCAUCUCACCUUCCAAAAUUCUGGAUUAUGUUUGAAAAGGGUAGCGAGGAAAGAGCAGGAUGUGUUUGCUCGUACAUAUCAAUCGCCUACCAUUUGGCCGCUGUACUGAAGGAUGAUGAAUUCAGUAGUCGAUGCGUUCAAGAAAUUCUUCCCUGGUGUAUGGCUCAGCAUUUCAACGUCAGAAUGUAUGCUCAAUUUGUUCUGAGCAAGUUAUGGUCGAUAAAUGAAGCAAGUGGCUGGGGAGAGGAGCACAGAGUUGUAAGAACAUCACUUGUGAGAAGUCUCUCCAAAGGAAGCGCCAUCAAAAACUUACCAAAAUUGGAGUGUGAUUUCUACUUCUCCAAUUUUCAUCCAAUGAAACAUUUUUCGUUGAAGUCUAUUUUUAUCGAAUUACCACGCUUAUCGAGUGUGACUCGAGACGAGUGGUGUUCUGAAAUGGUGUUGGAAAACUGUUUGCACUCGAGUCGAGAUUUGAUUGAUCUAGAUGACCCAAUCACUGUUUCUGAUGCGAUCAAAUCACUAGCUGACUGUGAACCUGCCACUUGGACUUUCAAAACUAGAGAAUCAGCAGAAUGUGCCAGUGAAACGGACAUCAUCCAGAAAAAGUUUGUGCCUUGGCGAGACAUGCUGGCAGACGAAGAGAGCAACAUUCCAUCAGACCAGAAGCGAGAGAGAGAAGGCCUGAUAGUGGUGGCCUCGCUCAUAGACCGGCCUCCGAAUCUGGGCGGUCUGUCCAGAACCUGCGAGGUGUUCGGGGUUUCCGAGCUUGUCCUCAACAGUCUCCACUACCUCACCGACAAACAAUUCACCAGCCUGUCGAUGUCGUCAGAGAAACACGUUAAUAUUACCGAAGUGAAGGAAUACCAUAUGGCGGACUACAUUCAGAAGAUGAAGCGGGCCGGGUUUACUAUCGUUGGGGCCGAACAGACGCCCGCCAGUGUGCAACUUACACAGUUCAAGUUUCCUUGCAACACUGUGCUCAUAUUGGGCAACGAGAAAGAGGGCAUUCCUGCCAAUAUGUUGCCGCUUUUGGAUGCUUGCAUUGUAGUGCCGCAUUCAGUCUAUUUUAUCGAAUUACCACGCUUAUCGAGUGUGACUCGAGACGAGUGGUGUUCUGAAAUGGUGUUGGAAAACUGUUUGCACUCGAGUCGAGAUUUGAUUGAUCUAGAUGACCCGAUCACUGCUUCUGAUGCGAUCAAAUCACUAGCUGACUGUGAACCUGCCACUUGGACUUUCAAAACUAGAGAAUCAGCAGAAUGUGCCAGUGAAACGGACAUCAUCCAGAAAAAGUUUGUGCCGUGGCGAGACAUGCUGGCAGACGAAGAGAGCAACAUACCAUCAGACCAGAAGCGAGAGAGAGAAGGCCUGAUAGUUGUGGCCUCGCUCAUAGACCGGCCUCCGAAUCUGGGCGGUCUAUCCAGAACCUGCGAGGUGUUCGGGGUUUCCGAGCUUGUCCUCAACAGUCUCCACUACCUCACCGACAAACAAUUCACCAGCCUGUCGAUGUCGUCAGAGAAACACGUUAAUAUUACCGAAGUGAAGGAAUACCAUAUGGCGGACUACAUUCAGAAGAUGAAGCGGGCCGGGUUUACUAUCGUUGGAGCCGAACAGACGCCCGCCAGUGUGCAACUUACACAGUUCAAGUUUCCUUGCAACACUGUGCUCAUAUUGGGCAACGAGAAAGAGGGCAUUCCUGCCAAUAUGCUGCCGCUUUUGGAUGCUUGCAUUGUAGUGCCGCAGUACGGUCUAGUCAGGUCACUCAACGUGCAUGUUACCGGUGCUCUUUUUAUAUGGGAAUAUGCUAAACAAUAUAAGUAAUACUAUGCCA
Nilaparvata lugens (brown planthopper) is the source of this 3237-nucleotide messenger RNA. RefSeq names its product probable methyltransferase TARBP1. NCBI's taxonomy places the organism in Eukaryota, Metazoa, Arthropoda, Insecta, Hemiptera, Delphacidae. Bases 18 to 3227 code for a protein of 1069 amino acids. The transcript is spliced from 11 exons. Gene Ontology annotation, biological process: tRNA methylation. The record is from RefSeq and is a predicted model, not a curated record. Gene Ontology annotation, molecular function: RNA binding; tRNA (guanine) methyltransferase activity.